GUGCUCGGGUGCUGCUUGGGUGUAUUCAUACUUAUCUUGCCCCGUCUCCAAUAAAAUGGCACACAUUCACAUAAAUGAUCCAUUCGCAAAUACGAAGCUGCCGCGAGAAGCCACGCGCGCUACAGACAACCAAUUUUUUAUAUUUUUUUUCUUUCUUCGACCUUGCCAAGCAGCGUUCACUGUUGGGAAAACUUUACUGAGAUAAUCAAUCGCAUCUAAAUUUCAAUUGAAUUUGCUGUGAAAACGUUUUAUCUACCGAAGGGGCUCCAAAAUUAGGCAUCAUCUAAAAGGAAAAAAAAUAAUUACUUACAUGUAAAAUAAAUCAAUGCAAUGCAGUUCUAAAGUUUAAAAAAAGCACAUCUUCCUCAGAUAAAGGGGAGACAAAAUCGCAGAAUAAAAUUUUUUAGCAGCCGGUGCCCAAAUUCUGAAAUGAUCUUCAUGGAUAUCCUGCUGUUCCUAAAGGACUUCUUGCUUGGCGGGGUGGCCGGCGGUGUGGCCAAGACGGUCACUGCACCCAUCGAAAGGGUGAAACUGCUACUGCAGUUGCAGGAUGGCUCUGUGCAGAUGAAGCAUCCCGACUUUAGGCGCUACGAUGGAAUUGUCGAUUGCACUCGCAGAGUUUACAAAGAGCAAGGAUUGUGGAGCUUCUGGAGGGGCAACUUAACCAAUGUGAUCAGAUAUUUCCCAACUCAGGCCAUCAAUCUCGCUAUCAAGGACCGAUACAAGCAAUUUUUCUUGGAAGGGUUAGACAAGAAAACAAACUUUUGGGGCUACUUUGCGGGCAGCGUGGUUGCCGGUAGUGCCGCAGGGGCAACGUCCCUCUCCAUAGUGUAUCCCUUGGACUUUGUGCGGACGCGUUUAGGCGCGGACGUCGGCAAGACGAAGGAGGAGCGCGAGUUUACCGGAUUGAUAGAUUGCAUCAAGAAGAUUUUCAAAUCGGACGGCAUUGCUGGCCUCUACCGUGGCUUCACCAUGUCCCUGAUUAGCAUUGUUCUAUACAGGGGUGCUUACUUUGGACUUUGGGACGCGUCUAAGGAGUUCGUCGGCGAAGAGAAUUUGAACGUAUUUACAAAAUUGUUACUUGCACAGGUGACAACAACUUUGGCUGGUUUGUUUGCAUACCCAACCGACACCAUCCGCCGGCGUAUGAUGAUGCAGUCCGGUUGCAAUAGGAACGAAGUGUUGUACUCAAACAGUUUGCAUUGCAUCACCUACAUUAUGCGAAACGAGGGUUUCGGCGCAUUCUAUUAUGGUGCUUUUACAAAUAUCCUCAGAGGAAUGAGCGGUGCAUUGGUCUUAGUACUCUAUGACGAAUUACAAACGCUUUUUAAUUACUUGGUGCCAACACCACAGUGAGACUUUAUAACCUAUUAAUUUUAUAAUAAUUAAUCAAUUCAUUUAUCAUAAUAACAUUAAAUUUUAAUAAGAGAAUCACAUUUAUAAGAAGCAGCAGAGAUUUCACAAUUAACUCACAACACAGAUAUAAUAAUAAAUGAUUAAAUGAAGUGAAACUGCAACUUAGCUAUUUUUAUUUUUUUAGCUUGAUGAAUACAUUCAA
Messenger RNA from Neocloeon triangulifer, 1558 nucleotides. Its product is annotated as ADP/ATP translocase 2-like. NCBI's taxonomy places the organism in Eukaryota, Metazoa, Arthropoda, Insecta, Ephemeroptera, Baetidae. Gene Ontology annotation, molecular function: ATP:ADP antiporter activity. The transcript has 4 exons. The record is from RefSeq and is a predicted model, not a curated record. Gene Ontology annotation, cellular component: mitochondrial inner membrane. Gene Ontology annotation, biological process: mitochondrial ATP transmembrane transport; mitochondrial ADP transmembrane transport. The coding region runs from base 430 to 1356 and encodes 308 amino acids.